This is a messenger RNA of Manduca sexta (tobacco hornworm), 7701 nucleotides long. RefSeq names its product prominin-like protein. NCBI's taxonomy places the organism in Eukaryota, Metazoa, Arthropoda, Insecta, Lepidoptera, Sphingidae. The record is from RefSeq and is a predicted model, not a curated record. The transcript is spliced from 19 exons. Bases 388 to 3699 code for a protein of 1103 amino acids. Gene Ontology annotation, cellular component: membrane.
CGUUGACAUGCCAGUCAGUCGCGGAGUUGAACGGUGGUACGAACCGUUCAUUCACUCGCGUCGCGCCGCUAUUCAUCGACCGACUCGUUUUGUCGGUUGUUUUGUGCUUCGCAACAAAGGAAAUCUAAAAAAAAAAUAUGUGAUUCCUGACAUAAAACGUGCACAGAAUAAAUCGAUAUUAAUUUUAGUGUUUCACGGACGCCGUUCAGUGUACGGCGCACAGGGUAUCGUCCGCUCAAAAUAUAGUUUCUUUAUCGACCUGAUUCGACGGUGUUUAUGUUUAGGGUAUCUCGGAGUUUGUUUUGCAAACAUACAGCAUACCCUCGAGCCGAGUUAUAGAGUGGUGUAGUGUGGCGGGUGUCGGGGUCGCGGUAUGUGCUCAGUGUGAUGGUGCUAGUGGUCAAUAUGUGGCGAGCGACGUGGGUGCUGGCGUUGGUGUGUGUGGUGUCCGGGGAAAUCGGGCACAACAUGAACAACAUCACGGCGCACUUGAUGCGCGAGAUGUCGGACGUAACGGAGCUGGCAGCGGUGAACUUCUCGCAGCCCGACAUCAACCCCACGUACGUGGCCAGCAUGCAGUUCGACAUGCGCGCCAUGGGCCCGCUCUACAACUCCACGCACAUCGUCAUUGACUUCAUCGCACAUAAGCAGGCCUAUCCUGAAGGUAUAGUAACGGUGUCUGACGGUCACCCGGAGAUCGCGUCGCUGAAGGACAAUUGGCGCGUGCUGGUGGCACACUACGCGGGCCCGCUCGCCGUGUUGGUGGUGGUGGCGCUGCUGGUCGUCGUGCUGCCGCUCGCCGCGUUGUUCUGGUGCUGCUGCUACUGGUGCCGCGUGGGGCGGCGGCGGCGGCCGUUCGACCGCAAGUACGACGCCUGCCUCAAGGGCCUGCUCGCCAUCGUGCUCAUCGCUCUGCUCACCCUCUUCCUUUUCGGCGUGGUGUGCGCAUUCGCGACAGACUCGCAGAUCGACAGCGGCGCGGCGGAGGCGCCGGACUCGCUGCGCGCGGGCAUGAAGGACAUGCGCACCUUCCUCAACGCCACUCAAGCUCAUGCGCGACAUCUGCUCGUCACCAACUACAAGGAACUCUCCGAGAAACUUAACUCUGUGCUUUACACGAGUGGUCUGACGGUGUCGAUGAAGCUGGGCGAGUUCUCGCGCGCGGUGUCGGUGACCACGCUCAACAAGAUGGUGCAGCGGCUGGACGAGGUGCAGAGCAACCUGCGCGACGUGCACGCGCUCACCGCCGCACUGCGCACGCGCGCCGAGGAGCUCAACGCCGGUCUCCGUAAAGUGAAGAGCCAGCUCCUGCAGACGCUGGCGCGGUGCGACCAGCCCAAGUGCAUCGCGCUGCAGACCAAGUACAAGAUAGGACAACUCGACACCGAUAUACAGUACAGCCAGAUGCCUGACGUGAGCGAGCUGCUGACGAACGUGACGUCACUGAUCGACGGCCACAUCAAGGAGGAAGUGGCAGCCGGACAGCAGGUGUUCAGCGACAUCCAGCGCGGCAUCCGGCGCUCCGUCGACGAGCACAUCCCCAACGUGCAGCAGUCCAUCGCGGAGACGGGCCGCCGCCUCGCCGCCAUGGCCGACCGCAUCACCGACAUGGCCAACAACGCCAGCGCCAGCAUCGAGGCCGAGGAGAAGAACAUCCACGUGGUGCAGGAGGCCACCGAUAAGUACCGCCCCUACCGGAGAUACAUCGGCAUCGCGCCCGCCGCCGUGCUGCUGUUGAUCACGCUGCUGAUGGUGUGGGGGCUGACGUGCGGCGUGUGCGGCAAGCGGCCCGACGUGUACGGCGCCAGCGACUGCUGCAACAAGGGCGCCGGCUCCAAAUGUCUGCUCUGCGGCGUGUGCGUGACGCUGGUGCUUGGCGCGGUGGUGUGCGCGGCGCUGGGCGCGUACUUCGCGCUCGGGCUCGCCGCGCAGCGCGCGCUCUGCGACCCGCUCACAGAGCCGCGCGACAACCGUCUGUUCGACGACGUGGACAAAUUCGUAGACCUCGAAAAGGUGAUGUUCAACGAGCAUAGCGACCCCGACUUCAAGUUGUCGACCGUGCUGGUCAGUUGCCAUGGCAACCACACCAUCUACGAGACGCUGCACCUGCACCGGCUGUACGACCUGGAACAGCUGCAGGACGAGAUGUGGGGCGAGGUGUCGCGGCGCGUGGCCUCGCUGCGACCCGUGUUCCCCGCCGCCGGCGCACACGUCACCAUCCUCAGGGAACCCGCCAAGCAGAAGCUUAGACAAUUAGCUAAUACAGGCCUCUCGGACUUUGACUUCGAUAAGAUAUUGGAUGCCCUGGAGACGAACAUGACGAGCCUGGCGCUGGAGGGGCUGGCGCGGCAGCUCAACAGCACGGCGCGCUCGCUGGCGCAGCCCACCUUCGAGCGCGAGGCGCGCGACCUGCUGCGCGCCGCCGCCGCGCUCUCCGCGCUCGCCGCCGGCACGCUGCACCCCAUGCUGCGGGACGCGCAGCGCCUCAACGCCACGGCGAUCAAGCUGCGCGACGAGCUGCGCUUCAACCACUCGUCGCUCAAGGAGGCCAUCUCCUACCUCAUGCACGAGACCACCGAGGCCGAGGUCUUCCUCAACACGCAGGGACCAGAGCGGCUGCAAAACAUGACGAAGUCGUUCGCGACGGUGAUCGCGUCGCAGUUACAGCGUUACAUGCAGCACGUGGUCCACGAGGCGCGCGUAUCGGUGGGUCGCUGUGGGCCGCUCUCCAACGCCUUCAACGCCACACGCGACGCCGCCUGCCACAAGAUACUCAUGCCCACCAACGGCUACUGGAUGUCGCUGGCGUGGUGCGUGCUACUGUUCGUGCCCAUGAUGGUGGUGGCGCAGAAGCUUGCAAAGCUGUACCUGCACGUGGACCCGUACCCGGGACCGCUAGUCGAGGCCGAGUAUUUGUAUGAUGCGUACGCGGACCGCGAUAACGUACCCCUUGCCAACGCCUACAAGGUGGAGAAGCGGUCGGGGCGCGAGGGGCGCGAGGGGCGCGGGCGCGGGCGCGGCGAGGGGGAGGUGUCGCGCGGCUCGGGCGCGUACGGGGGCGGCGCGGGGGCUGCGGGGGGCGCGCCCCUGCCCGCGGGCGGAGGGGCCGCCGCGAGGGACCCCGCCCUGGCGCCGGCUCUCGACCCACACCACGCGCGCAGAUAUAAUGAUAUGGCGCCAAAGCACUGGGAAGAAGGCCCGCCCCGCUACCACGGCCCUACUGAGUACGAGCGACCACCCCCCUACUACUAUCCCGGACCAAAUUCAGGUAACGGCAGCGCAGGCCCGCCGCCUGUAAUACCACGAGCAAAGGUUAUUGAUCAAGAGGAUGGUCACGUUCGACGCCGUCCUAAAGGGGUUCCGUGGGCUAAAGUUAUCGCUCAAGUUAACGGCAACAAACCCGGUUCACCGGCCGAGAUCCCUAGAGCCAAGGUACUGGGCCAGUGGGAUAAGUUUGUAGCCGCGCCGGUCGCCAGCCCGCGUACGAAGGUGCCAUCUCCUGUCAGAAGUUUUGACCAGCCGACCAUGAUACCAUGGGCAAAGGAGAACGGCAUAUCUGCAGGACCGUCAGGAGUUCCGCCGACGGCGAAGGUCCUCGCCGAGGCGGCUGUAACGUUGCCGGUGUUCAGCAACCUGCCGCGCGUGUCCGGCAAGCAACUGCCGCGGACGCCAUUUAACCAUCUCGCCACAAGCAUGUGAUAGACAGUAAGCUGGCGCUCACGGAACUCGACGAAGAGCUGUUGAAGUACUGAGGAACGACCGCCUCCCGCAACCUACGUACAACGCAAUGCUGCAAUGCAACGUGCAACACGCAACGUGUAACGUGCUACAUAUUUUUCCAUAUAUUAUACGAAGUCAUUUAAAUCCUACCGUCACACUGGCGACCAAAGGAAUGGUGCUCAUUAAUAAUUUUUUUGAUCGCCAUUGUUAUAGUACUUUGGAUCCAUAGAUAGCAUAGAGUAAGAGAUGUAUAACAGUACCUAUUCCGUAUUAAGAUUUAGCGAUUACAUAAAUGGGAAUAUUAUAGUGUUAAGGGAAUAGUCGAUAAUUUAAGUCCCCAGUGGAUUAAUGUAUACAAUGGAACGAUACGCCACCACUCACGAGCCUGAUUGCAUUUGUGAGAGGCCGUCGAGUUAGGUUCCUUUAUUGAAUGAUAAUUAUAUCAAAAUAGUUUUGCCAAAAUAAGGUCCGUAAUGUAUGGUAGAAUUGAAUAAUCUCUAAAAUGGCGGUGUAAUUAGUUUCGGAAGGAUACUCAAUAAUUUCAUCAGUAGACUAGAUUGGGUCUUUACAUUUAUCGUUAACAAGUAAAGAACUUGCAAGAUGAUGGCCUUCUGUUAGAAGUGAAAACGUAUGCCAAGAUGACUGCCAUAUUGAGUAGCAGAUGAAGCGUGGAUGUUGGAGUGCGGCGGACGUGGGUAGGGGAGGUGUUUGUGCCAGGAGUGUGACGGAACGUUUUUGCUUGGGAUGGUAGAUUUUUUAUAGAAUUUUUGGGUAAAGGUGCAGACCAUAGCUCAAGUAACAUCGAGGUCUGUACACGGAUUUCGCAAAAUAGAGCAAAAUUGGUGUGUUCUACCACCGGUUUUUGUCGGUGGUGUUUAGCAAAGUAGGGGGUAUUGCCCCGCUCCGCCCUCGGCUUUAACUGAUUUUAUAUAGUUUGUUGUACGCGGGUUAAUGCCGCACAAAAUAGUAAUUGAUUUAAAUCUGAGAGAUUAAUUUUAUCUUAGUUGUAUGUUAUUAUUGUAGUUUAAGUGAGAAGUUGUCAGACGGACUCCACGAUCAAAGUCGGUGUACACAACUGCACCAAGUUAUCUGUAGUUGAACAGAACUCUAUCUUUGUGGACACCACACAACUCAGUCGAUUUCUCCCAACCGUGGUGAUGUCUCAACUACCCGCAGUAGGUCGCGAGUCCGUCUGGGAGCGCGAUAUUUCACUCGUUUUUUUAUUGGCUGUUCAUCUUCACUUUAUAUUCGACUGAGAAAAGACAAUGGUAUGAAAAAACGACGAGAAGUAAAAUAUAUUUAUCGAUAUAUUUUAACGACAUGUGAUUCAAUAUUCUCAUAUGCACGUCGAUGAUAUCAGUCGAUACUAAUAAUUUUCACUCAUUUACAUCACGGCGGCGAGAUUGUAAUGCAUUUAUAUUUAAUGUUAGGAUAUUACUCUCGUAUGUACGAAUUAUAGAGAGUCGCCUCAAAGCGGACAAGUAAAGGUUCUUUAGGUAUUAAGUUCCAAACAUCACAUAGAAUUAGGAAAAAAACAAUAUUGUUUUCAUGGUAUCAUUGCUCGCGGUCUCAUUGUUGGCAAAUACUCUUUUUCGUUUAAAGGUUUUGAUUUUUUUUCAGUAGGGUGCAUCACGCCAUAUAAGGUUUUCACCCAUAAGAAUAUAAGAAUUGGAUCUAACCCUCCCAAUAGUAUCUUUAGCUCGUAAUUGUGGUGCUGCUUUGAGGCGAAGUAAUGUGAAGGAACUCGUAGCGUGUAAGCUGAUUUUCUUCCUAACAAUAUAAUACUCGUAAUAAACAUUUCCAAUGAACAAUAAUUUUCAAUUCUCCUUCGUCUUUGUUGUUUUUAGACCCUGAUCGAUUAUCGAGAAAAAGCCAUUAAGCAAGGUCGUAAUAGUCGAUUUUGCCCGCGAGUGAUAUCGACUAAGUCCAUCACUAAUUAGAUUUCUACGCCUCAGUCGAGACUAAGAUUCCUAUGUAAUAACAAUUCCUAUCACUCAAUGAUCUCAAGAAUGGGUCUAACAGUACAUUGUUCUCUAUAAAAUAUCAGUAAAUACAAUAGAUAUUGUCGGUGAGAAACUAAAGGUUUUCGAGUAAAGUUCCGCGUGACGGCAGCCGCGGCCUCGUUCGCGCGACUGUCUCCUGUUUUAGGUUAAUAUUGUGAUUAUUAUUUUCAUAUAUUUUAAAUUGUUGACUCGGGGUGUGAGAUUUUUUGUAAUAAAUAAAUAUAUGUGUCAUAUCUUAAGUUAAGGCCAAUAUUGUAUUCGUGUAUGUAAUGCCAAAUAUUUGUUGUCUGUGUGUUUGUGACGAACACUAGCUUAUUUAUCGAUGUCGAUGGAUGACGAUAUUAUAUUAAUUGUAAUUUUCAAUUUCCUAAUGAUUAUUUAAUAGGGAUAAAUGUAUUUUAUGUACGCUACAUUUACACAUUUCAUGGCUGAUUUAUCGACAUCGAUAAAAAUGUUUAAAUUUUCUCUAUUUAGCCUUCGUACUCUAUAGAGACGGUAAAGGCGUAGAAACUUUGCAUAGCCUGGGAAGGACGCAGCUGAGAAACUUAUUUCGAUUAAUUGAAUGUAGACCUUCUCGUGUUUUGUAACACUUUUAGAUUGAAUAUUUGUAGUGAAUUUUUUGGAGUAUCGGCUGCGUCGCCGCUCUCGAUCUCUCUGCGUAUUGUACUGUCUUCCUUAACUACUGCCCCGGGGUCGGCGUUUCUUUACACGCAUCACAUCGAUUGCCUACAACAAUUGUUAGAUUUUUAUCUGCAUGUUGAAUUUUUAAUGUAAUACCGUAGUCCUUGUAAGUCUGAGAUUUAUUAUACGAAUUUUUUGAUCAUCUUAAGUAAAAAAAAAUUAGUAAAACGACAUUAAUUAUAAUCUUUAUAUUUGACUAUCUAUGGAGUCUUUUAUAUCGAUAUUAGAAUGAAGCGCCGACCUCCUAAUAUGUCGGGAAUACAGCGUACCUAUACUUUCUGCUCACUUUUACUUAGAGGACAUUGCCAUCCGUGCGUCCGAACAUUUAUAAUGAAUUUUAGUAAUUACGUUGUACGAACCACUGCUCAAUUGUUUCGUGUUUAAAUAUAAAAUGGUAAUAGCGACUCGAGUCUUUUAUUCGAAUGACUCGACACAUUUCCUAACAUCCGUAAUCGAGUGGUCACUCGCUGCUGUAGUAAUUAUAGUAAGUUUGAACUCAAACCUACUAGCGAUUGAUUUAAUUACUCGAAUGAAUUGAUUCUUUGAGUAGUUUGAAUAGAAUGUACUCGAGUCACAUGCAUUCAACGGUGCUAGGUGACGCAUCAAGAGUCGGUUUUGUUGGCAUCGACUGAGCAUUUAUGUCCCGAUGUGCAAUGUGCAUGCUUGUUGCAACUCUACGCUCGCCAAUACCUUAGCGUGAGCUCGUAUAUUACAUAAUAUUACUGUGCAGUCUCACUUGAGGUGCAGCAUGCGCAUUCCUUAGUUUUCUUUACUUACUCUUUGGACUCGGAAAACUUUUCACUAGGGACAUUUUUUUACACGUUUGCCUUCAUUCGAUGCCGACUUGGUCGACGGAGUUUAAAAUGCUUUUUUGAAAACCGAUACGGCGCGGCGUGUUUGACAACGAAGUAAAAAAUUGUGAAAGACCGUGUUGGGAAUCAUAGGUUUGUGAUCAGAGCUCAUGUUUUCAGUAUCUGUAUAAUAUAUGAUGGACGUUCUGACACGGUACUGCUUCGACUAUACAAGUUGUGACCGAAUCUAUAUUCCGCCACAGUACUGUGGAGUUGUCAAAGCCGGCGCGUGACGUCACUCGGUGUAGACCUUCAGCAACUGUCGCGUCGUGCGGCGAUACGAUAGACUUAGCGUAAGUUAGAGUUAACGUAAUUCCAAUGUAUCUUCUAAUGUAGUGUAACCAAAUAUGUUUUGUAAGAGAGGCGCGGUGUACGCGCAGGCUGUGCGAUGGUCCGCAGAACGGAGUGUUGACAUACGUCAAAUAAAUACAUUUAUCUAUAACACA